CGUAAAAUUUCCCUCCGUCCCACUUCUAAGCAGUUGAAAGAAAAGAAAAUCGAGCAAUGCUUGUUGUUGCCAUCGCGCCUUUUCCCCUUGCGAUCUCACAAUUCUCUCUCUGAAAUGGCUAGAGACCUAGGGCUUCUUUGAGAGAUUAACUGCUAGAAUAAUGGCGGUGAUUAUCGAAAAUUCAGUUUGGGAACCAAAUCCAUUUUUGUUCAUUUUCAUCUUCCUCUCUUGUUUUCUUUCGAUCUUUCUUCUACCUUAUGCUUCCAAAAAUAGCUCCACCAGAGCUCCUGCUCCGUUCGAGCAUGGAUUUUCAUCCGCCUUUUCUAGUUUCCAGCGGAAGUUCCUGCUACUUUAUUCUCUUGCCUCAGUAAUGGAAGGCUUAUGGUCAGUGUAUGGUGAAUUUGAGUUUACGUAUCGUGGAGUUAGCAGAGAGCAGAUAGUGUUGUCUCUAUGUGUUGGAUAUGCAGCUUCUCUCUUCGUCGGUACCUUUUUGGGCAUUCUAUCCGAUUUGAUAGGUCAAAAGAAAGUCUGUAUGACCUUUUGCAUUAUACACCUUGUUACUGCCAUAUGGAAGAGGAUUUCUGUGCAUCCAAGUCUCUUUAUUGCCAGUAUUGGCUUAUCUCUUGCUACUUCAAUAUUUUCAUUCAGUUUCGAAACAUGGAUGGUGCAUCAUCAUGAGAAGCAGGGUCAAAGGCAAGAUAUGUUAAGUGACACAUUUUGGCUAAUGACUAUAUUUGAGUCUGUCUCUUUGAUUGGAAACCAGAUGCUUGUGAAUAGUUUGAUCGGUGAUAAUGUUGAGAGGAAUAUGUUUACUCCUUCCACCAUUGCUGUGUUCUUGGCAGUGAUAUGUUUAACUUUUAUCAUCAAAGGGUGGACAGAAGUAUCACAAAGAAUAGAACUGGAGGACUAUAGAACUUCUUUCAGUGCAUAUAUUUUUAGUGAUAAAAGGAUAUGGUUAUUGGCAUGGGCCCAAGCUUCUAUUCACUUCUCUGUUGCAUUCUUUUGGAUUCUUUGGGCACCAACAUUAGUGGCUGAUGGGCGGGAAGUCCAUCUAGGGUUGAUAUAUCCAUGUUUGCUGGGAUCAAGAAUCCUUGGAAGCUCAUUGUUUCCAUGGCUUAUGAGUGGAACAUCAUCUCUUCGGACUGAAGAUUGUUUACUAUAUUGCUUCGUAAUAUCAGGGCUUGUGAUGUCAAUUGUUGCUUUUGAUUAUCAGGAGCUUGGAGUUUUAGUGAUGCUAUUUUCCAUAUUUCAUGCCUGUGUAGGUUUAAUUUUACCUUCACUUGCAAGAUUAAGGACCAUGUAUGUGCCAAAUAAGUUACGUGGAGGGAUGAUUAGCUUAUCUCUGGCCCCGGCAAAUGCGGCAAUUUUGUUUUUUCUGUUGCAGGGAGGCUAUUACCAGCGCAUCGAAAAUUCAGUGAUAAUAGCAUUUGCUGCCCUUGGUCUGUUCACUUCGGCUGGCGGUAUGUAUGCAUUGAAACGCUGGGGAAAGCAUCCAUAUCAGACCUGGCAAAAGCAGUAAGUUGUUUUCACAUUUCAAGCUUUGGUUUGAAGUUGGUACACAUCCAUUCAGAAGUGCAACUUCUAAUCUUAUGGUUCAAGCUUGCAAGGCAACGUUAUGGGAUAUCAAUUUGUUUGUUGGUUAUGAUUAAAAUUCAACAAACCCAGUCCAUCCUAUUUCCCUGUUUCUGGGAAAUCCGGCUAAAUUCCUUUUGAUGUGACGUUAAAUCUUGGAUUGAGCUAGAGGACUCUUCAACCCAGAUUUUAAUGUUGUAGAUGAAGACAAUUAGCUGCCAAGGGGGUUUGUGCCUUUUAACCCUCUGAGUCAAAUAUAAAAUGCGUUUUCAUCCUUGGGAUCCAAAACCAACGAAGCAGCUAGACUCGUGCUCUCACGGGUUUAGAACCUGUUUUAUACCUUUGUAAACUUUAAAUGAGAUGAUAUCGGGUAUUGUGCCUUUACUUAAUUGCUUCACUAGUGAAUAAUGAAUAGUUUUGUAUCAAUUAAAUUUUAGUAUAUAUUUAAUUUUGCUCAACAAUGUGAGGGAUUUGAACCUUUCAUUCAAAUAUGAUCUCUUAGUCCUCA
This is a messenger RNA of Benincasa hispida (wax gourd), 2080 nucleotides long. Its product is annotated as Major facilitator superfamily protein. Gene Ontology annotation, cellular component: membrane. Gene Ontology annotation, biological process: molybdate ion transport. The record is from RefSeq and is a predicted model, not a curated record. NCBI's taxonomy places the organism in Eukaryota, Viridiplantae, Streptophyta, Magnoliopsida, Cucurbitales, Cucurbitaceae. Gene Ontology annotation, molecular function: molybdate ion transmembrane transporter activity.